Messenger RNA from Prosopis cineraria, 1899 nucleotides. RefSeq lists its product as uncharacterized. The coding region runs from base 1 to 1899 and encodes 632 amino acids. Gene Ontology annotation, molecular function: nucleic acid binding; RNA-DNA hybrid ribonuclease activity. The record is from RefSeq and is a predicted model, not a curated record. The transcript has 6 exons. Lineage: Eukaryota; Viridiplantae; Streptophyta; Magnoliopsida; Fabales; Fabaceae.
AUGUCUAUGAGUCUGCCCGAUUGCCCUCUGCCGCUCUGCGUUUACGAGUCUGGCUGUCUGAGUGAAGCUGCGGCUGCCUGGAGUACAGAACCGUGGCCAGCAUUGUUCCUGAGAGUACGUCAAGGAGAUCCUCUCUCCCCGUACCUCUUCAUAAUUGCAAGUAAGGUUUUGUCUUUCACGCUAAGUGCUCAUGCAAAUAAUGGGGUUGUUCAAGGCAUUUCUUUGACUGAAGAAUGCCCUAUGCUUACUCAUUAUCUUUUUGCUGAUGACACCAUGCUCUUUCUGAAUGCUAGCCGAAGUAAUUGUAGUGCCAUAAAAGAAAUUCUUGAUUCAUAUUGCAAUGCUUCAGAAGAAGUCUAUUCUUUCCUUGGAGUUAGUACUGUUGACAACCCGGGAGUGUAUCUUGGUUUGCCUAUUUUGUGGGGCAGAUCCAAAAUUGCUGCCUUAGCCCAUGUCCUAGAUAAAGUGGGGAAGAAAAUACACGGUUGGAAAAGCAAAUUGCUAACUUUUGUUGGGAAAGAAGUUUUGAUUAAGCCAGUGGUUAAUGUGGUUCCUAUUUUCCUUAUGACGAGUUUUAAAUUCCCUAAGCGUACUUGCUCUGAACUUGAUAGUCUAAUGGCAAAUUUCUUUUGGGGGCAUAAUGAUACUAAGAAUAACAUUCAUUGGCGAUCUUGGAGCAAGCUAUGUGCUCCAAAGAAGGAGGGAAGCCUUGGAUUUAGAGACUUUAUGAACUUCAAUGAUGCGCUGCUUGCCAAAACAGCCUGGAGGGUAUUAAGCAACCCUGGUCAUCUUUGGGCCAAGGAUUUAUCUACUGUAUCACAUGCAAUGACUCCUGAAACUACAUCUUGUUUCGAGAAUAUUUUGAUUCCUCGUAAUAUCUCAGCUGAUACAACUAUUUGGCAUGGUGCUAAGAAGGGAAAUUAUACCUCAAAGCUAGGAUACAGACUGAACUAUGCAAGAGACCACCCUGUGAGUAUCCCUGAUGCGACAACCUCAAGCCCUCUCCCCCAAGGAAUCUGGAAUGAUAUUUGGAAACUCAAGAUUUUUCCUAAAGUCAAACACUUUAUGUGGAGGGCUUUUCAUAGGGCCCUUGCAACAAAGGAGGCUCUUCAUGCCCGUAAAUGCUCUCCAGACCUGAGCUAUCCCAUCUACAACAAUCCCCUAGAUGGUUUUGGUAAGGCUUACAUUGCUUGCAUAUGCUGGAAUAUAUGGAAAACCAGGUUUGCCAAGGUUUUUUCGGCUUCUGAAAUUAAUCCUAUUCACGUUAUUAGCCUAACAAAUGCUUCUGUGAAUGAAUUCUGGAAGAUUCAUGGAGAAAAAGACUCUUGUUCACCUGUUUCUAAUCUACCCACACAGUGGAAACCACCAUCUGUAGGUAAAUUCAAAUUUAAUUGUGAUGGUGCAUACUCUGCUGUCUCAAAAAAGGCUGCAAUAGGAAUUUUAUGGCGUGAUCACCUGGGCAAAUUUAUUAAGGGUUGGCAAGAACCUGUUACUGCCUCUUCUAGCCUUAUGGCAGAAUUUUUUGCACUUAGAAAAGCUGUCCAAGUUGCUAUAGAUUCCCAUAUCACUAAAGCCGUUUCUGAACUAGAUUGUUUAGAUUGGUGCCGUGUGCUUUCCUCUUUAGAUCUUUCUUAUAGUCAUUGGUCUCACCACAGCCCACUUGAGGAAUUCUUUGACAUUAUCCGCUUGUUCCCAGCUUUUUCUUUCUCCUUUGUCAAAAGAGAAGGAAAUUCUGCUACUGAUUGGCUAGCAGUCUCUUCACUAAAGGGAGUGGAGCCUUCAGGUUGGGUUCUUUGCUCUUCACUCCCUCUUUUGGAUAUCUUAGCUUAUAACUCAAAUGGUGUAGCUCAGGAUUUUACGCAACCAUUGAGUUCCAAAGAUCGAGAAGGAAUUAGCUGA